AUGUGGACCAUCAUGCUGGGUCUGUAUAAGGAUGGCUUUAGCUGCCUCUUGUCCUUGUCCUGGUGGCAGGAGGACGCAGCUGAAAGCAACGUCGAGAUAUUGGAAAAGGCGUGGAUGGCCGAACUUCAUUAUCGAGGACACAACAAAGCGUCCUUGGCCCGAGCAAUGAAAACAGCCUACAAGAAACAGUUGAUGAUAGCUGCCCUUGUCAUUGCUGUCAGCUUUACAUUCUCAUUUAUCGGAACUUUGGUCAACAUGUUCAGUCAUGAUGGUCAGAGAGUAUUUGAAGCCAUGGUGAAUGGGCCUUUCACCAUCAGUGGUCCACUGGUGUUUUUAGCUGGCUCCAUCUACGUGGGCUUGCUGAUGGGUGUCUGGGCAUUGGUUGGAGUUGCUGCCUACAUUUGUGUGUUUAUUGUCAUGAAAUUUUUAGGAGACGGGAUGGAGCACUUCCGAAAGAGGGCUGUGAGUCUUACAGGUCAAAGGAAUUACACAAAUGUCUUUGCCCCUAUUCCCAAAUCCCUUACUGGGGAUUCAAACACAGACUACACAGAUUGUAAAAACUUCUCCAGACUUUUUGUUGGGCUGAUGACUGAAGUGUUAACAUGCAUGAAAUUGAUCAAAAUGAAUGGCUGGGAACCGGCAUUUAUUAAUCGAUUGACAGAAAGUCGGCACAGGGAGAAAAUAGCCCUGGAAAGAGGUUCCUUUCUGAAGAGUGUUGUGGCAUCGCUGGUACCCAUGAUACCUGUCAUAGCCUCUGUGUUCAUGUUUCUGGGUUACAUCCUGACUGGGAAUGACCUGACAGCUUCCAGGGCAUUCACAGUAAUAUCUGUGUUCUAUGCCAUGACGUUCUCCUUGGCAUCUUCCCUGUAUGGAGUACAAAGCAUGAUAGAUGUCUCUGUUGCUAUGACCAGGUAUAAGGAAAUUCUCUUGAUGCCAGAGAAAACUUGCUAUGAAAAAUGUAGUGAUGAUAGUUUGGCCGUUGAAGUCAGCAUGGCAACUCUGACUUGGGAGUCACCAGAUGAAGAAGAAGACUGCGACCACAGACAGAGGGACAGCAUCAUUGCUGGUCUGAAAGCGGAUGAAGUCAAGGCUCUGUCAAAAUCGAACCCUACCCUUAGUUCACAUGCUUACCGUGUAGAAUACCCUGUCCAACCGGAUGUGACUGACAACUCUUUAGCACUGCUGCUGAAGGAAAAAAAUGGCCAUGUUGUGUACCGGAAAGACUCUGAAGGAGCAUUUGUGCCUGUUCUGCAUGAGAUUGACAUUAAAGUGAAGAAGGGAGAGCUGAUUGGUGUGUGUGGCAUGAAAGGCAGUGGUAAAAGCUCUCUGUUAGCAGCCAUACUGGGGAGGAUGCAGAUCUUAGAGGGAGAUAUUAAAGUAACUGGGACAGUUGCCUUUUCUAGUCAAGAUCCCUGGAUCAUGAAUGGAACUGCUAGAGAGAAUAUUCUUUUUGGGAAACCAUUUGAAAAAGAAAGAUAUGACAGAGUCAUUAAAGCUACAAAGCUGGACAAAGAUUUUGAUACUUUCAGUGCUCAGGAUGAAGUAGAGAUAGGUGACAGAGGAUUGACACUGUCUGGUGGUCAGAAACAGAGGAUCUGCUUGGCCCGGGCAAUAUAUAGUAACUGUGACAUCCUGCUAUUGGAUGAUCCACUAUCCACAGUGGAUGUCAACAUGGGGCGCCAUAUUUUUGCCCAGUGUGUCAAAACUAUCCUUCAUGAAAAGACAGUGUUUCUGGUCACUCAUCAUUUAGAGUACCUGCCAAAGUGUGACAAAGUUUUGUACAUGAAUGAAGGCCAUGUGGUGUCCUUUGGGACUCAUGCAGAACUAAUGAGUUCAGGCAGUCCUUAUCAAGAAUUGUUUUCUCUCUACAACAACAAAUAUGAUCGCAUCCUCAAAGAAAGGAUGAUGUACCGGGACAAAAAGAGUGAAAUGCGAACUGUUCCACAACGUGGAUUUUCUCGGGUCUCCAAGCGAAACUUGAACCGCCAGUUAAGCAUGAUGUCAAUGCCAGUUGGUGUUCAGCAACAGUUUAGUGUGGUAUCUUCCAACAGUAUCAGUGCUGAGUAUGAGAAUUUGGAUAUGGAAGAUCUAGUUGUGUCACAGAGAAGGCCUAACUGUCGAAUUAGGCCAGGAACCUACUGGGUGUACAUACAAGCCAUGGGUGGCCUGCAUAUCUUUGUGUUCUUGCUCAUCAGUUUUAUGGCUCCAAUGUCAACUGGUCUUUACAAAUAUGAAUCUGGAAUCAUAUACCAGAUGUAUCAAUUGUGUGAAAAGCAUAUGUUAUUUAUGUCACAGCUCCCAAAUGUGACUUGGAACAGCAAACCAGCCAUUGAUGACAGUCAGAUGUGGGACAGUGUAGCUAACAACCCUGACAGGGACACUUAUGCUCUCAUGUAUGGCAUGCUUCUUCUGGCCAUGCUGGUGAUUCUGGUUGCUCGCUCAUUCAUUUUUGCGAAG
This is a messenger RNA of Candidula unifasciata, 2457 nucleotides long. The record is from the annotation of a GenBank genome assembly. NCBI's taxonomy places the organism in Eukaryota, Metazoa, Mollusca, Gastropoda, Stylommatophora, Geomitridae.